GCAGAUCCAGGUCCCGCCUCUGAUGCUUUAUGAAAGCUGGCUUCGCUCUGUUCAUCACUCUGCUGAUCAGACUGACAUCAUGCUGCUCACCGUCUGCGCUCUGCUCCCUGCUCUGGCAGUGGUCAGCUCACAGAAAGUAGUGACGCAAAAGCCUCCAGUUAUAACAGUAGAUAAGGGGAACUCUGUCACUAUGGACUGUAACAUCGAAAAGGAUGAAGGCAACAAAGUCUCCUGGUAUAAACAGAUUCCACCAGCAGCUCCAGACAUGUCCCUGCAGUCUCUCCUUUAUCUGCUCCUCACGCUGCUCAUCUCUUCACUCAGCACGAGAGUCCCAUCACACACAGACACCAUGCUGCCAGCGCUCUGCUCUCUCUUCACUGCUCUCUCAUGUGUCAGUGGUGUGACUGUGGUGACGCAGAAGCCUCCUGUUCUCACACUGACUCAAGGACAGACGGCCACCAUGGACUGUAACCUGGGAACUGCUUCUAAUGAAGUUGCAUACUGGUACAAACAGGUUCCUGGAGGAGUUCCUCAGUAUGUGUUAAGAAAUUAUUAUGGCUGGAGCGCUCCUGAAUAUGGAUCUGGUUUCUCAUCUCCUAAAUUCACAUCAACACACUCCUCUAAAUCAGAUCAUAAACUGAUUAUCAGUAAUGUGGAGGUGGGAGACUCAGCAGUGUAUUACUGUAAGACAUGGGACAGCUCUGCUAGUGAGGUUGUAACACAGUGAUGUACACCAUGACAAAAACCUCCUCACUGCUUACACUCACUUCUGCUUUCACACAACAUGAGAAACAACAAAAACCUGAAUCUCAAAU
Molecule: messenger RNA, 815 nt
Organism: Clarias gariepinus (North African catfish)
Lineage: Eukaryota; Metazoa; Chordata; Actinopteri; Siluriformes; Clariidae
Exons: 4
Coding region: 23-727 (234 amino acids)
Source: RefSeq, a predicted model, not a curated record